Gekko japonicus is the source of this 1897-nucleotide messenger RNA. RefSeq names its product solute carrier family 13 (sodium/sulfate symporter), member 1 (gene SLC13A1). NCBI's taxonomy places the organism in Eukaryota, Metazoa, Chordata, Lepidosauria, Squamata, Gekkonidae. Gene Ontology annotation, biological process: monoatomic anion transmembrane transport. The transcript is spliced from 16 exons. Gene Ontology annotation, cellular component: membrane. The record is from RefSeq and is a predicted model, not a curated record. Gene Ontology annotation, molecular function: sodium:sulfate symporter activity.
GCUGUAUCACAAUACUUAUUAAGAUUCAAUAACGUGACAUCUAAUCAAAGCUUGAAACAGAAUAUUAGAAGACAAGCCAAGACACCAACCCAUAACAAUGAAGCUUCUGAGACUGCUUUUAGCCUACCGUCGAUUUCUUCUCAUUCUUUUCACUCCCCUUCUGCUACUUCCAUUGCCUCUCAUCAUCAGAACCAAAGAAGCGGAAUGUGCAUACACAUUGUUUGUGGUGGCAAUCUUUUGGCUUACUGAAGCAUUGCCCCUGGCUGUUUCAGCUCUACUCCCUGCCUUAAUGUUCCCAAUGUUUGGAAUUAUGGCUUCCAAAGAGGUGGCGUCUGCUUAUUUCAAAGACUUUCAUCUGCUAUUAAUGGGAGUAAUUUGCUUGGCAACAUCAAUAGAAAAAUGGAAUUUGCACAAGAGAAUUGCCUUGAAAAUGGUGAUGCUGGUGGGUGUUAACCCUGCAUGGCUUACCCUUGGUUUCAUGAUCAGCAGUGCCUUCUUGUCAAUGUGGCUUAGCAACACCUCUAGCGCUGCUAUGGUGAUGCCCAUCGUCGAGGCAGUGGCUCAGCAGAUAAUCAGCGCUGAAGCCGAAGUUGAUGCCAUAGAAAUGACUUAUGCAAAUGGAGUCACCAAUCAUGCCCUGGAACUUGAUGAAAAUAUUAAUGAUUGUGAAGCAGAUGACUGGAAAGAAAAGACAAAGCAAGCAAAUGGGUAAAAUAUAUCCACGGGUCAAAUGCAGCCCCGCAGCCUCAGGUGUGAAAUUGACAAAUAGUCAGCAAGUGAAACAGGUAGAAAAUACCGAAACCAGAGGGACCACAUGAUGUGUAAAGUCAUGUGCCUGUGUAUUGCAUAUGCGUCUACUAUUGGAGGGCUGACUACCAUCACUGGGACUUCGACCAACUUGAUAUUUGCUGAGCAAUUCAAUGCACGGUACCCAGAUUGCCAGUGCAUCAAUUUUGGAUCCUGGUUUAUUCUCUGCAUUCCCAUCACUAUUAUUAUUCUGUUGCUUUCAUGGGUUUGGCUUCAGUGGCUUUUCCUAGGUUUCAAUUUCAAGAAAAUGUUCCAGUGUGGCAAGACAAAGACAACCAAGGAGCUGGCUUCAGCACGAGUAAUUGAAGAGGAAUACCAGAAACUUGGACCCAUCACCUACCCAGAAGUCAUCACCCUUAUCCUGUUUUUUCUGAUGGCCCUGUUAUGGUUUACUAGAGAUCCUGGAUUCAUCCCUGGUUGGGCCUCACUUUUCUCAGAAUACCCAGGAUUUGCUACAGAUUCAACAGCCGCAUUACUCAUUGGCCUCCUCUUCUUCGUUGUUCCAGCAAAAACAUUAUCUAAAACUUCAAGCAGUGAAAACAUUCCUUUUGAUUACACUCCACUGAUUACUUGGAAAGAAUUUCAGGCAUGCAUGCCUUGGGAAAUUGCCAUUCUUGUUGGUGGAGGGUUCGCACUGGCAGAUGGCUGUGAGGUUUCCCAACUCUCAGCCUGGAUAGCAAGCAAAUUAAGCCCUUUGGGAUCACUGCCUGUCUGGCUGAUUAUCCUCAUUUCAUCUUUGAUUGUCACCUCAGUGACUGAAGUGGCCAGCAAUCCUGCCACUAUCACCAUAUUUCUGCCUAUCCUAUCCCCUUUGGCUGAAGCAAUUUCUGUGAACCCCCUUUAUAUUUUGAUCCCCUCAACCCUCUGCACAUCAUUUGCAUUUCUGCUGCCUGUAGCAAAUCCACCCAACGCCAUCGUGUUUUCCUAUGGGCACUUGAAUGUUAUUGACAUGGUCAAAGCUGGUUUGGGUGUCAAUAUAAUUGGAGUUGCUGUGGUCAUGCUUGCUGUCAUGACAUGGGCCGUGCCUUUGUUCCAUCUCGAUGCUUAUCCUGGUUGGGCCCCCAUGGCUGCUAACAACACUGGACCUUAA